Molecule: messenger RNA, 429 nt
Organism: Desarmillaria tabescens
Lineage: Eukaryota; Fungi; Basidiomycota; Agaricomycetes; Agaricales; Physalacriaceae
Exons: 2
Coding region: 103-324 (73 amino acids)
Source: RefSeq, a predicted model, not a curated record
AGGUGUCAUAGACCAUCGCCAAUAACGCCAUUUGCAUGUCACCACCUCUGCGGGCGUAUCAUAAUCCAUCAGCUUCUUUCAAUUCUUUUGACGUGGAAGCAUAUGGUAUUAGCUAGGACGGUAUUUAUAUCCGGGCUUAUAUCGUAUAAAGGUCUGGUCGCCGCGAGGAAGCAAGCUUGUUGCAAACGUUUCCUUACGAAUCUCAGUACCGCUUUCCCACGAAUGACAUCGAGAAACAAGGUAGCGCCAACUCCAAGGCUGCGAGCGCUGAGGUGCUAUCGCCUGACGACAUCGCUGCCCCAUUGCCAAAUUCCAGCUCUAUAACGACGGCCCAGAUCCUCUUAAGCGUCGAUUGAAACAGCGACAUGUACAGAUGAUCGCCGUAAGUCCACUUAUCGAUGAUCAUCAUGUUCCUUGUUUGAGGGAAUU